This is a messenger RNA of Saccoglossus kowalevskii, 1569 nucleotides long. RefSeq names its product tripartite motif-containing protein 2-like. Lineage: Eukaryota; Metazoa; Hemichordata; Enteropneusta; Harrimaniidae. The record is from RefSeq and is a predicted model, not a curated record.
AUGACUGUUGAGGAGACAAAACAGGCCAAAUUAUCAGAUGAAUCGAUUGCUUUGACUGCAGUUCACUGUACUUCCCAUAAAGACAAACUUUGUGAGCUUUACUGCGAGAAAUGCCGAGUUCCAAUAUGUUCUAUGUGUUUGACUACACGGUCGAAUCACAAAGGACAUGAAGUCAUUGACUUACAGGAGGUGGCAGAUAGAUUCUGUAAGUUUACAAAAGAUCAAGUCACAAUCUUGAAAGAGAAGGAAAGAGAAGUAAAACAAAGCAAAAUAAGUGCCACAAAACAGUUGGAAGGAUUAACAAUAGAACAUUUGCAGCGGAAACAACAUAUACAAAAACAUUCAAUGGAAACUAUUGAGAAGUUAACAAAAUCAAUAAAACAGAAGGAAGCAAGUCUCUUGGGUAAAUUAAAAACUGAUUAUAACAAAAGAAAAGAAGAUAUCAAGACUGAAAUGCACCAGUAUGACACAAAGGAGGAACUGCUGACAACUACUAUAACAUUUAUGAAUAAUUUAUUACUAUGCAGCAGCUCUGCACAGCUGAUGACAACUAGUGAAGAAACAGAAAAGAAACUAAAAACUAUGGUGUCACUUGAUACAAAAUGUAAUGAUACACAUGAUUCACUUCCACAGUUUUACCCUGGUGACAUCGAACUGAAAGGAAUUCUGGGAUCAUUUCACACUCCUGAGGUAGAUUCAGUUUCUCACGCGUCUCAGCAAUCGCAAGAAUCAUCACAUGCUAUAAAUGCACCAAUGAAAUUAGAGAGAACCAUAGGGGGCGAUGAAUCUAGAAUGUUCAGUGUACCGCUCGGAGUGGGCAUUAAUAUAUGUGGUGAUAUUGUGGUGGCUGAUGAAGGGAAUGAAACUGUUCAGAUUGUAGAUAAAUUUGGCAGACCAAAAUCUCAGUUGCAAUUUACAGGAUAUAGUAAAACAGUUAGUCCAAUAGAUGUAGCAAUAUCUUUAGAUAACGCAUAUUUCAUUACUGAUGGCUCAUGGGUACCAAGCGCAGAAAAUCAGGUCAUUGUGUGUAAUCAAUAUGGGAAGGUUAUAAAAUGUUUUGGUGCAAAAGAAUUAAAGUACCCGUAUGGUAUUGCUAUCAACCACAAUAAUGGUAUUGUAUAUGUGGUUGAUAAUGAUGCACAUUGUAUUAGAUUAUAUGAAAUGGCAAGUUUCAAGUAUAUUAAAUCAGUUGGUAGUAAGGGUCAAGGGUCAUGCAACUUUGAAAGUCCAAAAUUUAUAGCUAUUAAUAGUAACGGAUGUCUCAUAGUCUCAGAUACAGGGAACGAUCGUAUUCAGGUUCUCAGUUCUGAUGGAGAAUGUAUGUUUGUGUUCCAUGGUUGUGAAAAUGAUUAUUUCAGUUUUCCCUGUGGAGUUGCUACUGAUAAGAAUGAUAAUAUUUAUGUAUGUGAUUAUGAGCAUAAUAGAGUGCAGAAGUUCAACAGUAAAGGUGCAUUUAUAACCAAUAGUGUUAGCGGUAGUGAUGUACAUAACCCCAUAGGUGUUGCUGUCACUGACGAUGGUAAAAUCAUUGUCACUGAUGACACACGUUGUGUUAGAAUAUAUUCAUAA